GUCCACCGAUUCACCAUCAUCUUUCCAUCUCGUUGUGCUCUCUUCCCUCGCCAUAUAGCUCUUUCCCUUCGGUAAGAGAGUUUUAGAUCUGCAAACCCCUACUGCUGCAAAACCCAAUCGAUGUCGUCGAAAGCCGGAAAGAAGCCAGUGGCUGAGAAGAAACCGGUGGCCGAGAAAGCGCCCAAGGUUGAUAAGGCAACCAAGGAUGGAUCGACUUCGGUUGACAAGAAGAAGAAGAAGAAAAUGAAGCGAGCGAGCGAGACAUACAAGAUCUACAUCUUCAAGGUCUUGAAGCAGGUUCAUCCGGAUAUUGGGAUCUCGAGCAAGGCGAUGGGGAUAAUGAACAGUUUUAUCAACGAUAUCUUCGAGAAGCUGGCGCAGGAGGCUUCGAGGCUUGCUCGAUAUAACAAGAAGCCGACUAUCACUUCGAGGGAGAUCCAGACUGCCGUGCGUCUCACGUUGCCUGGUGAACUCGCGAAGCAUGCGGUCUCUGAGGGGACCAAGGCGGUGACGAAGUUUACGAGCACGUAGGUUAAAUCCGACGAAAAGAGCACCCGGUCGAUCCGAUUGACGAAUAUUCUUUUAUUUUUGUUAUCCUUUAAUGUUUUGGGAACAGCUUUAUCUGAUUUGUUCUGUUUUUCCCUUGUCUUUUGCCUUUCUUCAUGGAUCGAUAUCGAUUGAAGAAGGAUAUGGUAAUGAUGGGCUAAUAGGAUUUUUUUUGGUAAUUUUAGUUCAAUUAAAGGGUGAAAGGAUUAUCGACAGUCUCUUUGUAAAAAUUCAUUAAGUUUUCUGAAUUUCAAUAAGGUUGGGA
Nelumbo nucifera (sacred lotus) is the source of this 811-nucleotide messenger RNA. RefSeq names its product histone H2B.9-like. Lineage: Eukaryota; Viridiplantae; Streptophyta; Magnoliopsida; Proteales; Nelumbonaceae. Gene Ontology annotation, molecular function: protein heterodimerization activity; DNA binding; structural constituent of chromatin. The record is from RefSeq and is a predicted model, not a curated record. Gene Ontology annotation, cellular component: nucleosome.